Penicillium taxi is the source of this 1668-nucleotide messenger RNA. RefSeq lists its product as uncharacterized. Gene Ontology annotation, cellular component: ARC complex. Bases 1 to 1668 code for a protein of 555 amino acids. NCBI's taxonomy places the organism in Eukaryota, Fungi, Ascomycota, Eurotiomycetes, Eurotiales, Aspergillaceae. Gene Ontology annotation, biological process: regulatory ncRNA-mediated gene silencing. The record is from RefSeq and is a predicted model, not a curated record. The transcript has 5 exons.
AUGGAAGAUAGCCACAACCACCCUCCCAAAGAAGCUUCAAAGCACCCUGCAAUCAUGAAAAAUGCCAUCAAUGAUGAAAGCCCUCUCCUAAAGAUCACAACUUCCAAAAUGCAAUCUGAUAUUAACCCCAAAGGCAAGAUCUCCCUUCACAAACAAGCAUAUUGUGAGGAUGAAUCCUUCAUUCCAAAGGUCAAGGAAAAGAAGCCAUUGAAAAAGAAGGCAGUGCCAAAAUCCCGGAUCGCACCAAAGACGUGUUCUAAUACGUGUUUCACGCUUGCUUCGGCUUUGGCUGUAGAUUCUGAUGACGAAGAUGCGUCUUUGAGAUUCCCCAAACUGCCUAGCGUGAAGCAUCCCUGUGCUAAGGUUGAACAAAAGAAGAAGAAAUCUCGGAGCAAGCGAGCCCAAGACAAGCCCACUGGGUUCGAGGACUGGGCAACUGAUGCUCCAAUUACUGUGGAGGAGGCUGAAUAUGAAAGUCGCAUCUAUGACCCCGGCGCCCCAUUUAUCGACCGACUUGAUGAUGCCCUGAUUCGAUUCCAGAUGAAGCGACGAUUUGACCCGGUCCGACGCAACAUCUUCAUGAAGUAUCUGCAGUACGGCGGCAUCACAGUCAGCCAGAACUACGGAACUGGCAUCGGAACACGUGAGCUGCGUGAGAUGAAGGAUGAGGAUGCAGCCAGAGCUCGCAGCCAGACAAUGAUUGAACUGAGUCGCGGAAAUCUCGACGUGGACUUUGAUCUGGCCCUCAAAGGCUACUUUAGCUCUUUCUUUCUGCAGAAGUUUCGCCCGGAGAAUUUGGAGACGAUCAAGCUUGCGACGGUUACGAUCAAAAACUUCUACAAUUACCUGCUCUAUCACAACGUUUGCCCUGAGCACAAGGCUAGCCUUGAAAGGGCACGUAAGACGUGUGAUGAAGCUGAGCAGCAACUGUGGAAGAACAUGCAGCUUGUACGCAAGGGGCCAGGUAGAUUCAACCUAGCAUGCGCAGAAAUCUUGGGCCCCGACGAUAUAUUCAGCAAAGCCAACACAGAAAAUGAUACAGAAGAGCAGAAAGAGAAGAAGACCAUAAUUGGUCUUACUUUCAAACUGGCGAUUACUGUUACAACUGGGGACAGUAGCCUUUAUAACAUCGAAUCACCUUGGUCGUCGGGCAUCUGCCCUGUCCAGCCUAUCCCGGACAUUGAUGGGUUCGAAGUAAUCAGUGUCAAGUUCCCAAGCCCAGAGACUAAGUUGUUUUACACCAAUUACCAAGGUGGACCGCUAGCCAAAUUGUUUGAACCCGUCGGAAUCGUUCAUGCAAAGCCCUUCAUGGAUCCUGCUAAGCCGGAUAUUGACAUGGGACCGAUUGAGCGCAAGAAAUGGGAGUCAAAAGAGUACCCUUUUCACAGGUCUAUGAAUCUGCCAGUUGAAAUCAGUCUCCUCCCAUUUUUCUACCCUGGCCAGAAGGUCCUCACAAAGAUCUUCUAUGUGAGCUCGAGCCCUCCUGGAUUUUACUUUUGCGGUGACUUCAUGGGUGCUUACCCAUCCUUCUACACUGUCUUGGGCAACGACCUCAUGGUCGAUUACAAACCGCCCCGAGAGAAGGUAACCAAGAAGCAACCGGCUUGGGUAGUGGAGGAAGAGGUGGAGGAGGGAGUUGAUAAGCCGUAUGAGGCGGACGCGGAGUAG